GGUUAAAAUUAUACAAUUAUAAAUAUUAGGUAUUAUUUAGUGACUUAGUUGAUACAAAUUUAUAUUUUGGACAUUAUUUAGUAGCCUAAUUGAUAUAGGCUUAUAGCGCACAACUCUUCGAAUGAGUGUGCCCGUGAUCGAGUCCCUAUCUUUUAAUUUACCAAAAAAAAAAAAAAAAACACAAAAGGUAUAUUUUGGAUGAAGAAGAUGGAAAAUAUGGGAUGGUUUACCUAAUACAAAAACACAAGGGUACUUGUGCAAAAAGGACACCAAUGUAGAGAGGAGGGUGUGUUAUAAAUAAAAUAAAAAAUAAAUUAAAAAAAGAAAAAAAAAAGGCAAAAAGGGAAAAGGAAAAAGAAAUAGAGUGAAAAGACAAGUGAACCCGUCUGAAUUUAGAUCUCUCUCUAAAGUCGGUUCUUUUUUGGGUUUUUUUUUUUCGGCCUCUCUCUCACACACACACCCCCUAAGAAGCGAUGGGUUGGUUAGUUUAGAGAGAAAAGACGCGAUGGGUUGGUUCCUCUGCCCUGGAAAAUCAAACAAAAAAGCAAAGAAAAGGCAGAAGAAGAAGCCUGACAACAAGAUCCCAUCAACUUCAGAAAAACUGAAUAAGAGUUCUUCAUUUGAUGCAAAGGAGGCUUCUACGGAUGGAGAAUCAGGUCACAUUGCUGCAAAUACACUCACAUUUCGUGAAUUGGCAGCUGCAACCAAGAAUUUCAGGGCAGAUUGUCUUUUGGGUGAAGGAGGAUUCGGUAGAGUCUAUAAAGGACGAUUGCAGAGUACCAACCAGAUUGUAGCUAUCAAGCAACUUGAUCGUAACGGCUUGCAAGGGAACAGAGAAUUCCUUGUCGAAGUACUGAUGUUGAGCCUACUUCACCACCCCAACUUAGUUAACUUGAUUGGAUAUUGUGCUGAUGGAGAUCAGAGACUUCUGGUUUAUGAAUACAUGCCUUUAGGAUCGCUAGAAGACCAUUUACAUGACCUUCCACCUGAUAAGAAACGACUUGACUGGAAUACAAGAAUGAAAAUUGCUGCCGGAGCUGCGCAGGGUUUGGAACACUUACACGAUAAAGCAAACCCCCCUGUUAUAUAUCGUGAUUUAAAAUGCUCCAAUAUUUUACUUGAUGAAGGGUAUCAUCCAAAGCUUUCCGAUUUUGGCUUGGCCAAAUUGGGUCCAGUAGGGGAUAAAACACACGUUUCCACUAGAGUGAUGGGAACGUAUGGAUAUUGUGCACCAGAAUAUGCAAUGACAGGUCAGCUUACAUUGAGAUCAGAUGUCUAUAGCUUUGGAGUUGUUCUCCUGGAAAUCAUCACUGGCAGAAAAGCAAUUGACAAUUCAAGAGCUGCUGGAGACCAUAAUCUGGUUGCCUGGGCACGACCAUUAUUCAAAGACCGAAGGAAGUUUUCACAAAUGGCUGACCCGGCACUCCAAGGACAAUACCCAAUGAGGGGUUUGUACCAAGCUCUUGCUGUAGCUGCAGUGUGUGUUCAGGAGGAGCCAACCAUGCGGCCCCUUAUAGCAGAUGUUGUUACAGCCUUAACUUUUCUUGCUUCCCAAAAAUAUGACCCGGAAACUCAGCCAAUCCAAAGUGCUUGCUCAUGCUCUUCCGCUACUAGAACCAGAAGGGAACAGUGAUAAUCAGGCAAAUCAAAUUGAAGGACUAAUCCGAGACACUUCAAUCGAUGAAAUUAGUGGUUUGCUCUUGUUGGCUGCACAGAUGAUGAUAAUUGAUACCUCAGACCUGUUUAUCCAAAUUUCGCAAUCAGUCAAGCCUCAGGAUAACAAGUUCAUUUUCCAGUCCCUUCGCGGUGUUUAUUCUACCACAGCUCUUAUUCUUUGGCAUUUUCCGUUCUUUUUUUUUUUUUUU
Molecule: messenger RNA, 1865 nt
Organism: Cornus florida
Lineage: Eukaryota; Viridiplantae; Streptophyta; Magnoliopsida; Cornales; Cornaceae
Product: probable serine/threonine-protein kinase PBL7
Exons: 5
Coding region: 506-1633 (375 amino acids)
Biological process (GO): protein phosphorylation
Molecular function (GO): ATP binding; protein kinase activity
Source: RefSeq, a predicted model, not a curated record